Molecule: messenger RNA, 1503 nt
Organism: Haliaeetus leucocephalus (bald eagle)
Lineage: Eukaryota; Metazoa; Chordata; Aves; Accipitriformes; Accipitridae
Gene: NIT2
Product: nitrilase family, member 2
Exons: 10
Coding region: 17-865 (282 amino acids)
Biological process (GO): oxaloacetate metabolic process; L-glutamine metabolic process
Cellular component (GO): mitochondrion
Molecular function (GO): omega-amidase activity
Source: RefSeq, a predicted model, not a curated record
CCGGGGCCGUGUGGGGAUGCAGGCGGCGCGCGGAGCCAUGGCCAACUUCCGCCUGGCUCUUAUUCAGCUUCACGUAUCUGCUCUUAAAUCAGAUAACCUUCAACGAGCCUGUGGACUGGUGAGAGAAGCAUCAGCUAAAGGAGCAAAAGUUGUGGCUCUACCUGAAUGCUUUAAUUCUCCAUAUGGAACUCAGUACUUUAAGGAGUAUGCAGAGAAGAUCCCUGGCGAAUCAACACAAAUGCUCUCAGAAGUUGCAAAGGAGUGCAGCAUAUAUCUCGUUGGAGGAUCCAUUCCAGAAGAGGAUGAUGGAAAACUGUAUAAUACAUGUACUGUCUUUGGGCCUGAUGGUGCUAUAUUGGCAAAGCAUAGGAAGGUUCAUUUGUUUGACAUUAAUGUUCCUGGAAAGAUACAGUUCAAAGAGUCUGAAACACUGAGUCCAGGGAAUAGUUUCUCCGUGUUUGAUACUCCAUACUGUAAAGUAGGCCUGGGCAUCUGCUAUGAUAUCAGAUUUGCUGAGAUGGCUCAAAUCUACGGACAGAAAGGUUGCCAGCUGCUGAUAUAUCCAGGGGCUUUUAACCUGACAACAGGACCAGCUCAUUGGGAACUUCUACAAAGGGGACGAGCUGUUGAUAAUCAAGUCUACGUAGCUACAGUAUCUCCUGCUAGAGACGAAAAAGCAUCCUAUGUUGCCUGGGGACACAGCACUGUAGUAAAUCCAUGGGGUGAAGUCAUAGCCAAAGCUGGGGCUGAGGAAGCAGUUAUAUACACAGACAUAGAUUUGAAGAAACUUGCAGAAAUACGUCAGCAAAUUCCUAUUUUAAGCCAGAAGCGUCAUGAUCUCUAUGGCAUAGAGAUGAAAAAGUGAAGCUGGGUGAACAGGGAAGGUUCAGUUGGCACAAUGGCUGCUGCUUUCAUCUUCAAAAGGAUUCCCUUACUAGUUGCUCCACAAUCCACUGCUAAAGGUGCCAGUUAAUAAAAAAAAAAAACCAAACCAAACCUUGGUGGUGCAAUUCUAAAAUUGAUUCAAAUACAACUUUUAUAUCUCCUCUCCUACUUCAUUUUUUUCUAGUAUUUUACAGCUAGGAUAAAGAUGGAGGUGAAAUCAGUUCAACACAGUAGAAGUUGACAUUGCUUUUUAUGCAUCACAAUAUUUUAGUUACCUUUUGGGGCCUUUUUUGUAGAACACAGAAAUGGGAACCUUCUUCUCUCUGGAAAUCCUCUGAAGUCAGCUUUGGUAUUAUGAAUUUUUCGGUGAAUUAUUGGAUAAUCUAGAAGCAUGAUUCUUCCACUUUUGUCCUUUGUAGUUGUAUAUGCCUUAAUAAAUUUCUUUGAAUGCCCAAGUUCUAACUUGGAAAGCUUAAAAUUUAACACAGUAAGCAAAACAGGCCACAUUCUGCUCUGUGCUACUUAAGGACAAUUCAAGAAGCCGCCAGACAGAACUACUACUUCUAGAAGAAUCUGUAACAGGUUUUGGUUCAUGUAUCUCGCCUGGAAUAUACAUUA